GGGAAGGGGAGGGGGCCCCGAAAGAAAUAGGAAUAAAUUUUAGUAUAUUUUUUGGGGUGUGCGUGUGAGUGAGUGAGCGGGAGUGUGCGUGCCGGCGCGCGCGCGCCCUUUUGCAAUUCCAAAAUUAAUGGCCAUGAGUUCGUUCUUGAUCAACUCCAACUAUGUGGACCCCAAAUUCCCACCAUGCGAAGAAUAUUCCCAGCACGAUUACCUUCCCAGUCAUUCUCCGGAAUAUUUCGGCGGCCAGAGGCGAGAGGAGAACUCUUUCCAACCCGAGGCGUUGUACCCAGCGCGGUCCGCCUGUAACCAACCAUCCUAUCCUCCAUGUCAGGGCUCUGGGCACCCAGCAUCGGUCCUAUCUCCCAGGAGUCAGCGUGUCCAUGCUCCAGCUGGACUUCAAAACCAUCUCUCCGAACCAAACCACACUUGCGAAUCCAUCACGCCAAGCCCACCGCCUUCCUGUAGCCAAAACUCUCUCAACCAAAGCCCGUCCUCUUGCAAAGAACCGGUAGUUUAUCCUUGGAUGAAGAAGGUUCAUGUUAGCACGGUCAACCCCAACUACGCGGGAGGGGAGCCGAAGCGUUCCAGAACAGCAUAUACCAGGCAGCAAGUCUUGGAGCUGGAGAAGGAAUUCCACUACAACCGCUACCUCACCCGGAGGCGGAGGGUGGAAAUCGCCCACUCGCUUUGCCUGUCCGAGCGCCAGAUCAAGAUAUGGUUUCAAAACAGGAGGAUGAAAUGGAAAAAGGACCACAAAUUGCCCAAUACUAAGAUCCGUUCCAAUUCUGCCGCCAGCCUCUCGGCGCAAGGCGCGGGAGGAGGUGCCCAGGACCGAACCAAUGGACCAACCCCAAACCCCACCGCCACCCCAAACACCGCCACCCUAUAACUGGCCUUUGAGUGUGGCGGCCCGCGAGUGUGUGCGUG
This is a messenger RNA of Lacerta agilis (Sand lizard), 927 nucleotides long. RefSeq names its product homeobox B4 (gene HOXB4). Gene Ontology annotation, cellular component: nucleus. Lineage: Eukaryota; Metazoa; Chordata; Lepidosauria; Squamata; Lacertidae. The transcript is spliced from 2 exons. Gene Ontology annotation, biological process: embryonic skeletal system morphogenesis; anterior/posterior pattern specification; regulation of transcription by RNA polymerase II. The coding region runs from base 128 to 889 and encodes 253 amino acids. The record is from RefSeq and is a predicted model, not a curated record. Gene Ontology annotation, molecular function: DNA-binding transcription factor activity, RNA polymerase II-specific; RNA polymerase II cis-regulatory region sequence-specific DNA binding.